Nymphaea colorata (pocket water lily) is the source of this 782-nucleotide messenger RNA. RefSeq names its product succinate dehydrogenase subunit 7A, mitochondrial-like. Lineage: Eukaryota; Viridiplantae; Streptophyta; Magnoliopsida; Nymphaeales; Nymphaeaceae. The coding region runs from base 98 to 415 and encodes 105 amino acids. The record is from RefSeq and is a predicted model, not a curated record. The transcript is spliced from 4 exons.
AACCCAUGGAGUUGAAAACACAGCACCCAGGGCCGUUCUCAACUGCUCAAGCCCUCUCCUCUCUCUCUCUCUCUCCUGUUUCCCUGCAUCAGCAGGAAUGGCGAUGAUGUCCUUCUUCUCAAGAAGCAAGCUGCUUUCGCAUCUCCAUCCACAGCAAGGGAGUACAGGAGCGAAUCCGCCGUCGUCUCUUCACUCGCGGGCCCUCCACAUUGAGCUUGGUGCUCGCGAGAAAGCUCUUUUACAAGAAGAUCCUGCAUUGAAGAGGUUCAAGUCACAUAAGAGAAAUGUGUGGCGAUUGAAAAGGCUUGGAGAUGCUCUCACAAUUGUUGUUGUUGCAGGCUGUUGCUGGGAGAUAUACGUCAGGGCUGAGAUGAAGAAGGCAGCUCGCGAGAAAGAGCAGACUCAUGAUGGCUAAUGAUGCUUGUUCUUUGCGAGCCUAUCAAGUUCGUUUGCUGUUGGUGUGUCUGUGUACUGCUAAUAAAAGUAAUACCCUGCUACAAAACAGUUUUUGAAGUCAUAUAGGCACCCCAGACCUGUCUGUGGCAGACAUGUUCUAUAUGGAGCUUGACUUACGGUACUGUGUAUGUCUAUUGCUACUACAUUUCACCUUGUUGCGUCAAUAAUACUUUGUGAAACCAUCGUCCCUUCUUUGUCUCUGCAACUUAAAGAGUCUUUUUUUUUUAAUGUUUCUAGUUUAAAUCUUGUCAAACAUGUGCGGGUGCUUCAGAUCUACUUUCUAUUGCGGAAAAGAGUAAAAUCUCUAUAUACAAGUUGAAAAUUUA